Molecule: messenger RNA, 3219 nt
Organism: Macrobrachium nipponense
Lineage: Eukaryota; Metazoa; Arthropoda; Malacostraca; Decapoda; Palaemonidae
Exons: 4
Coding region: 822-1505 (227 amino acids)
Source: RefSeq, a predicted model, not a curated record
CCUUGGUGUGUGACUGCCAAUUUGAUAUGAUACAAAGAACAAAAGUUAAUAUCCUUGAAUUUUCAAAGUUUAACAGAUUUUAAUGCAUAAUAUCUCAAAUACAUUAAGAGAAGCUUCUCAGUUCAGAAUCUCCCCAUUCCCUAGAUCAGCAGUUCCUUGUCAGUGGUUUGUGACUACCAAAUUAAUAUAAAAGAAAGAACAAAAGUAGAUGUCCUUGAAUUUUGACAGUUUAACACCGAAUGCACUUACUAAACGAAACUGGAAACGUUCAGUUUUCAUAGAAAUAUCGGAAACGUUCAGUUUUCAUAGAAAUAUCGGAAAGACUUUUGGCAAUAUUAUUUCCUAAUGUUCUGAAGUUUAAUAUUUGCGAUCAUGAACGCACGCAUUGUAUAAACAUAUAGAGUUUUACACUAAAGGAGUUUUAAUGCUGUGUACAUAAAUUUUCAUGAUAAUUAAAACUAAUAGCUAUAAUUUUACAUACGUAUAUGUAUGUAUGUAUGUAUGUAUGUAAAGGCAUUCACACGGCAAAGUCUGAGGGCGUUGAAAGACUCGAAUUCCUUCACAAAAGCGCUUACAAUGUAGGUCAUGGAGCAUUGAUGGGUGCUCAUCGUGUCCUAUUACAAAUCAGACAGCACACAUGACAUUGACAUUGUUUCAUAAGAGAGAGAGAUGAUAAGUUUCUGGGCGGGGGAGGGGCGGCUUGGGAUUUCGUCUUCAAGACACUUCCCGAUUUCAUUAUACCGUACAAUUAUGUUUUUAUCUCGUUUCUGUUUCGUCAGCAGCGGCUGCAAACCAACAGCAGUCGACUGACUGUCCACUUCAUGAGUCAGCAGAGGAUGCGUGUCUGCCGGCUACUAGCAGUGUUCCUUUGUUCCUUAUGGAAGACGAUGAUACCUGCCUCAGAUGCUGUCAUCACAACUGACCUUUUCUUCGCUCUGCCCCACAUACCCAGAGCCAAUGUUGAAAUGGUCAUACCUUAUGCCAAGAGUACCGUGAUGUGCUUUGGGGCAUGCGCUAGUCGCCAGCCCUCUUGUCAGGGAUUCGUUGUGAACGGCGCUGACUUGGCUAAGCCAUGUAAACUUCUGAUAGGCCUAAACGGCGUGAAGAUCCCUGCCACGCCUCGCGUCAAAGCCUACGUCACCAGAAUCAUCGACGGGCAGGUCAUUCACUACGACACCACACUAAGAAACUGGAUAGACGCCAGCACAUACUGCGCAAGUCUGAAGAAGCAGCUCAUCAGGCCUGCCACUGUGAUUGCAAACGCGGCCGUCUUGGAAGCCAUGAAUCUCCUGUACAUGUUUGUCGGUGCAACAACUGACCUGGCUGCCCCAAACUUUGUUCGUGACCUCUACGACAACCAGCAGAUGCCCGUGACUUGGGCCACUUGGCGAAAGUACUUGGGGUCUCCCAAAGUAUACUUGGGCUUUGUCCAAGGCGCUUUCGAGGAUCUCAAUGAUUCCUGGAUCCCAGACGCCACGGUCACUGUAUGUAUGCCAAAACCCUAAAGGGUGUAUAUAUAUUUCAAGUAUAAAAGGCCAUUGGCGAAAUAUAUAGUGGGAGAAAUGCCAUCACGUGAUACCUGGGGUCGUCACUGAGCUGCCGUGGGUUCUGUUAACUGUCCUAAUCCUCUUCAUCGUUGCCUUAAGGAAGACAUUGUCUAUGUGGUCAGAAUCCCAGGCUCCAUUAGAAAGGUUGAUUCUAUUAUCUUGUUGUUUUAUCAGUGAAGAAUCCACCAUUUGGCAAAGAACUUGAAACAUUCAGAAAUCAACUUAUCUUGUUAUAAAUAAGGUAAUGAGGGACAUUUUACAGUUAUUCAUAUGGCCUAGUUAAAACUCAUAAGGAAAACAACCGUAUGUGGCCAAUUAUUACUACUGUAGGAUCAAAUGCUUAUAAACUAUCUAAAUAUAUCACUAAAUUCUUAUCCCCAUUACUUGAAACUGUAUCUAAUUCACACAUCCGGAAUUCUCUUGAUCUUCUGGAAAAAUUAAAUAACAUUGUAUUAAACCCUGGUGAUAUCUUAUUCAGUUCUGAUGUAUGUUCCUUGUUUAUAAAAGUCCCUAUUGACUCUGUGCUAGAAUAUUUCAGUAAAUAACUUGUAUUGCAUGAAUUACCUAUGUCCUUUGGUCACAUAAUUUCAUUGAUUAUGUUGUGUAUUUGUGAUUGCAGAUUUACUUUUAAUGGAAAAUACUACCAACAAAUAUUUGGAAUGGCCAUGGGUAACCACUUAUCACCUCUCCUUUCAAACUUAUAUAUGGAAUCUUUUGAAAGACAACACCUCCCCUUGACAUGGUUCAGAUAUGUAGAUAUUUUAGUAGUCUUACCUGUUGGUAUCUAUGUAAAAGAUUCAUCGCCAAAAUUGAAUAAUUUAGUGCCAUCCAUAAAAUUAACUGUUGAAAUUGAAAAUAACGAUGUCAUCCCAUUCCUAUAUAUAUAUUAAUAAUACAUAAAGUCUUUCCUAUGUAAAUUCAGUAUUUAUAGGAAACCCGCAUAUAAUUUAACAUACGUACAUGCUUAUUCUGGCCACCAUCUAGAUAUUAAAUUUUCAAUUUUUUCUUCCAUGUUCUUACGUGCUUUGCGGAUUACGUGUCCACAAUAUCUUGACCAAGAUAUAGAAUACAUAAAAAAGAUAGGAAAUUAUUUCAGCUACCCACCUCAUAUAACUGAUUUGUUAUUAAAAAUCUCACAAAAAGUUUUAUAGUGUUGUAAAUAAUGAAAAAGAAGCCUCUAAAAAUGUACUUAGUUUGCCUUACUUUCGUGGAUUUGAAACCAUAAAAUCAAUAUUUAGAUCUUAUAAUGUUAAUGUUGUGUUCUCUUAUAACAAUGCCAUUAAGUGUAUCCUAAUUGAGAAUAGUCCCAUAACAAAUAACAUCAUCAUUUACAAAAUUCCUAGUAAGGAUUGUCCUUCUUUUUGUUGGUCAAUCAAGCAAAGAUUUAGAUGUAAGAAUAAAGCAGCGUAUGCAUUCAGUUAGAACAGCGAAAAAUAUCAUUGCAUAAAUUGGGGCGAUAGCUAUGUAAUUCUAGGUCUAAUGAUUAUGUUUCAAGAAAUUUUCUGGAACCAGCAAUUAUAUAAAUCACUAAUAAAAAAAAAGUACCUAAAUCCUAGUCUGGGAUUGUACCAUUUGUCCGAACCCAUAUAUUGGUAAAAUGUUUAUGAAGGACCUAAACCUCGCCCCCCUGGACCCCCUAUUAAAGGAAACCUAAAAUAAAGAUUAUUAUGUU